UCUCGCGGGGCCUGCCGGGAUACGUGCCGAGGGGCCGCUGUCGUCAUGUCGCAUAAGCAGAUCUACUAUUCGGACAAGUACGACGACGAGGAGUUCGAGUACCGGCAUGUGAUGCUGCCCAAAGACAUUGCGAAGCUGGUUCCCAAGACCCAUCUCAUGUCUGAGUCAGAAUGGAGGAAUCUUGGUGUGCAGCAGAGCCAGGGAUGGGUUCACUACAUGAUCCACGAGCCAGAGCCUCAUAUCCUGCUUUUCCGAAGACCCUUGCCAAAGAAGCCAGAAAAGUGACUCGUGGGGUCAACGUUCCUCGGAAGGUUUAGAUACAAGCACCUUUUUAAAUUAAAGCCCUGUGUUUCUG
Messenger RNA from Euleptes europaea (tarantolino), 355 nucleotides. It is a transcript of the gene CKS1B, whose product is annotated as CDC28 protein kinase regulatory subunit 1B. The record is from RefSeq and is a predicted model, not a curated record. Gene Ontology annotation, molecular function: cyclin-dependent protein serine/threonine kinase activator activity; histone binding; ubiquitin binding. Lineage: Eukaryota; Metazoa; Chordata; Lepidosauria; Squamata; Sphaerodactylidae. The transcript has 3 exons. Gene Ontology annotation, biological process: regulation of mitotic cell cycle. The coding region runs from base 46 to 285 and encodes 79 amino acids. Gene Ontology annotation, cellular component: SCF ubiquitin ligase complex; cyclin-dependent protein kinase holoenzyme complex.